AUGUCGGCCCAUGCUACGUUUCAAGUGCAGCCGAUAUCGAAAUUCGCUGGGCAAAGUGAGCCUGUGCGACGGCCUAAGGAGUUCGCAUGCUUUUCCUACGAUGCCGACCACAAGUUUCGCCUGGACGACAGCUCAAUGAAAUGGUAUUACCCACCCCGCCUGGGGGCCGAUCUGUCGGAAGGGUUUGAGAGCUUUGACAAGCUGGACGAAGGAGCAUCUGCCGAGCAUAUAGACAGUCUGCUGCAGACCAUUAUAGCCCAUGAACAACUGACUGGGAAGAAGAUUGAUGCACAUGUGGUAACAUGGCGUGGUAUUGUGACUAAGUUGAUGGCCUCGCCUUACGAGGACCGUGAUGGCUUCAUAGAAGAGGAUCAUGCCUCCCGUAUGGAGUCAAAGAAGGCUCAAGAUGCAGAGCCGUGGAAAAGUCCAAUCCCUCGUGAAGUCAUGACCUUCUGGGGGUACAAGUUUGAGACAUUAUCAACAAUACCGAGACCAUGGGGUGAGACCUCUCGUGACUAUAUAGAAGGCCGCGAGCAACAGCCAACCAACAAUAAGGAGCAGUACUGCUCGGUUGUGCGUACCGGAAUCGGCAAAACUAUUCUCUGCAUAGGAGGCGAAGUCGACGCGAUCUGGGACUCGAAGCCAUCCAUGCCUGGCCCAAUCAACUGGGUCGAACUCAAGACCUCUGCAGAGGUGAGAAACGAUCGUGACGCCGCAAACUUCGAGCGGAAGCUGCUCAAGUGGUGGAUCCAGAGCUUCCUCCUGGGCGUUCCCAAGAUCGUCGUGGGCUUCCGGACUCGAGACGGGCAGCUCACGCGGGUGGACGAGAUGGAAACCAGCGCCAUCCCGGCCAAUGUGCAGCAGCGAGGGAGGUCCUGGAACGGCGAUACCUGCAUCAACUUCUGCUCUGCGGUGUUGGACUGGAUUCGAUCAACCAUGGACGACGACGGUGUGUGGCGGAUCCGGAGACGGGCACGAUCGUCCGUCAUUGAAAUGUUCAAGGUCGAGGAAACUGGCCACGGGAGGGUCCUGACUGAUGAUUUUAUCAACUGGAGGAUAAAACUGUCCCUUGGCGUUGAGCCCCAACUGGAGCAAUAA
Pyricularia pennisetigena is the source of this 1098-nucleotide messenger RNA. RefSeq lists its product as uncharacterized. Lineage: Eukaryota; Fungi; Ascomycota; Sordariomycetes; Magnaporthales; Pyriculariaceae. Gene Ontology annotation, biological process: nuclear-transcribed mRNA catabolic process; NAD-cap decapping. The transcript is spliced from 7 exons. Bases 1 to 1098 code for a protein of 365 amino acids. Gene Ontology annotation, molecular function: mRNA 5'-diphosphatase activity. The record is from RefSeq and is a predicted model, not a curated record. Gene Ontology annotation, cellular component: cytosol; nucleus.